CGCGUGACUGCGUACGGAGUUUGACGUUUCUAUCAAAUUCACUGUUGCUCGACGAGAACGUCGAUGAACCGUGAAAAGGUGCUUCCAGUCUGAUUGUGUAAUCGUAUAGGAUGAGCCAUGAUUACUCGAGCGAUUUAUUGAAGAACGUCCAUCAAGGUGUUCUUCCACCGGAACCUGGUACCAGUUUCUUGAUCCGUGGAAAUUACGAGUACUGGCACUAUGGUUGUGACGGUUUUAACGACAAGGGGUGGGGAUGCGGGUACAGAACGUUGCAAACAAUUUGUUCCUGGGUCAUUAUGAAUGGGAAGUUGGAUCAGUCUGUUCCUAGUAUCAGACGUAUACAGGAGAUACUUGUUGCAUUGGAAGACAAAGGAGAAUCUUUUAUUGGAUCAAGAGAAUGGAUAGGAAGCUUCGAAGUUUGUCUCGUGUUGAAUCAUCUGUACGAGGUUCUCAGCAAGAUCAUCCACGUUCCAAGCGGCGCAGCGUUAUCGGAACAGAUACCAGCAAUCAAACAACACUUCGAGGAAUUCGGUAGUCCAAUUAUGAUGGGAGGAGACAGAGAUUGUUCUAGUAAAUGUAUAGUAGGCAUUCACCAGGGUGCGAAGAACAUCUAUAUGCUAAUCGUUGAUCCGCAUUUCAUUGGCAGAGCGAAAAACAGCGAACAAUUGGAAGCUUAUCAUUGGGUGAAAUGGCAAGACAUCAAGAACUUCGUCGACAGCUCUUUUUAUAAUCUGUGUUUGCCUCAGGUUAAAUGUAUGAAUGGUCAGGAAUUAAAAGCGGCGAAUUGAUGUAAAUAGGUGGCUACAAACUUUUUUAAGGGAACUGGGAAAAUCAUAAAUGAAUAAUCUUAUCAUGAAAUAAAUAUUUUAAUAUAUCUCACUACAAAUGUCUAUUUUCCACUGUAACAGUUAAUACCUUAGAUGCCAAAUUUAAAUAUCUGUAAUAUAUAGAAUAAAUUACUUUUCGUGGUUCA
This is a messenger RNA of Megachile rotundata (alfalfa leafcutting bee), 973 nucleotides long. RefSeq names its product UFM1 specific peptidase 1 (gene Ufsp1). The record is from RefSeq and is a predicted model, not a curated record. NCBI's taxonomy places the organism in Eukaryota, Metazoa, Arthropoda, Insecta, Hymenoptera, Megachilidae. Gene Ontology annotation, molecular function: deUFMylase activity.